AUGGCUCCGAGCACACUGCUCAUCACACAUAAUCAAACACAACAGCUCAGAGUCCGCCAACCCAUUAAGGUCGACUGUUCCCUGCCGCGUGUUAAACACCUGCACGCGGGAGUGAAGGAAGGAAGUAGGGCGGGAGGUGAGAGCUUCAGUGGGAAUAGGAAUCCAGGACACAUUCAUCACGAGCACAGAGAAGGACAUGGCGCAAAGAAUCCACACGAAUCGGACAAAUUGAAAGCAGAGCAGAGCUGUCAGGUGUUGGAGGAGGUGCAGGAAAAUGUGACUGAGCCUGUCCAAAGCACACUGAAGAAAGAAGACGCUGCUGUGGAAAACAGCUAUGAAGCCACGCUUCCCCUCAAAGUACAGGUUAAAUCCAAAGUACAGAACUCAAACAGAAGCACCCCGGACAGCAGUGUUGUUUCUGUCCCAAAGACGGAGGCGACAAAGCCCAUCAGAACCCUUCAGCCUGGCAAGAGCGCCUCUCAGAGAUCCAUGGUCUUCGGCAGUGAAUUGCAGUGGGAGCAGGAAAAGGAGCUCUAUGUGCAUUCAGUUGUCAGUCAUAUGUAUGAGAAUCCAGGAGUCAGUAAUGGUGUCACAUCUGAGCUCCGGAGUUUGAUGAGCUGUGUAUCAGCAGGCGUGAAAAGCAGAGAGUGGCAGCAUCCCUCCGACCUCACCCGCAGAAAUUACUGGAGACACUUUGGGCCAGCAGCAGCACUGAUGACCCUGGAUGAAUGGCAGGCCAAGAACUGUCUGAUGCACAAGCGCUUCGAUAAGAUACCAAAGAUCUUUGAAAGGAGUCCAUGUCCGUAAACUCAGCUUUGUGGUUUAUAGACGCGUCAGGAAAAACUACACUUUCAAAACAUAUUUGUGUAUAUGUAUAUAUUUGAGUAUUUAGGUUUUCUUUCUGGCUUUUUGAUUUACUUUUCUUUCAAAUGCAUGCACGUUCCUCCUAAUUUAAAAACGUAUGCAUGUUUUCAGUGGUUUUGUUUUGUGAAAGUCUGAAUCACUGAAGAAUGUCUUAAACUUGAAUUACUGACUUAGAUUUUUGGAUUUUAGGUAUUUGCUACUUCAUAUUUGUCUCAUGUUUACUCUGCAUAUGGUUAGUUUUUACUGAUUUGCUGUAAAAGCCUGAUGGAACCACCCGAGUGUGUGAAUGUGAAAACUCAAGGUGAUGUCGGAUUUUCAAAUUUAUACCACAGGUUAAUUUACUAAAACUCUCAGGUGACGUUGAAUCUCACUGACCUCGGGGACAGAGGUGAAGUUUUCUUAAUCUUUUGGAAAAUUCAAAUAGAGAAAGAAGUCCCCUAAGAUUUUCAAAAGCAUACCAUUGGUGGAUCUACUAGGAGGCUGGGGUUGGCACUCGUGGCUGCCAGUGUUUUUCAUGUGUUCCUGUUAAUCGGUCUCCUCUCUGGGGUUGUAACGCAGCAGACAACAGACUUUCAAUCCAAUAAGAAUGAGACUCAAUUUCUAUCUUUGCUCUUUGUUUUUGGACCUUUUGUGCGUCUUUUAUUGCACUUAAUUUUUACUUUACAGUAGCGAUGAUUUGUUACUAUGUCAGUUUUACUUACGAAGUAACAAAGAAGCAUCGGCACUUUCUAGGUACUGUUCUUUGAAAUAUUUACUCAGCGUUGUUGUAAAUAUUUAAAGAUUUUGCUCAGUAACUAAAAAUUAUGAACAUGGUUAUAUUAUUGCAUUAAACGUUCUUUUUCCAUGGCUGAUUCUUACUGUCGUCUUUGGCCAUUUAUUUAAAAAAGAAAAAAGAAUCAGAAACUUUAUUGUCAUUGUCACGAGAACAACGAAAUGAAGAAUGGUCCCCGAUCAUUGCAUCAUCCCUAGCAAUAUCAAAAUAUAAAUAAAACAAUAAAAUUCAAUAAAUAAA
Haplochromis burtoni (Burton's mouthbrooder) is the source of this 1876-nucleotide messenger RNA. Its product is annotated as S100P-binding protein. The coding region runs from base 1 to 807 and encodes 268 amino acids. The transcript has 8 exons. Gene Ontology annotation, molecular function: calcium-dependent protein binding. The record is from RefSeq and is a predicted model, not a curated record. Gene Ontology annotation, cellular component: nucleus; cytosol. NCBI's taxonomy places the organism in Eukaryota, Metazoa, Chordata, Actinopteri, Cichliformes, Cichlidae.